AUGGCUGGAGAGCAAGGUGAUAGAUGUUCAUAUUCCUCCAUUGAAGCACCACUUUUGAAUGAUGAAAAAGUGAAUGAUUCAAAUACUAAGGACCAACAACACCUCACGGUUCAUCAUGUGGCCAACGCUUCUUCAUUCAAGACUUGCUUCCAUCUACUCAAUGCUAUCUCAGGAGUUGGCAUUGUUUCGAUACCGUAUGCCCUAGCAUCAGGAGGAUGGUUAAGCAUAUUUCUUCUCUUCACAAUAGCCCUAGCAUGUUGUUACACUGGCACAUUGGUUAAAAAAUGCAUGGACAAGGAUCCUAAUAUCAGGACCUUUCCAGACAUAGGUGAACACGCAUUUGGAUCGAAAGGAAGGUUCAUCGUAUCGAUAAUCAUGAACUCCGAACUGUACUUAGCAGUAACAGGUUUUCUGAUUUUAGAAGGAGACAAUCUAAACAAACUGAUACCGAAUGUGGAAAUUCAUAUAGGAGAGUUAAGUAUUGGUGGGACAACAAUGUUUACUAUGGUUACUUGUCUGGUUAUUUUGCCUACUGUUUUGUUUGAGGAUAUGAGUUUGUUGUCUUAUGUUUCUGCUGGUGGUGCUUUGGCUUCUUCGAUUUUCAUUGUUUCGUUGUUGUGGAAUGGUGCAAUUGAUGGAACUGGUUUUCAUGGAAAAGGAAGGGUUUUUAAUUGGAGUGGAGUUCCUUCUGCUGUUAGUUUGUAUGCUUUUUGUUAUAGUGCUCAUCCUGUUCUUCCUACUCUCUACAAUUCUAUGAAGAACAAAAGUCAUUUCUCUGGGGUCCUAAUUGUAAGCUUUUCAGCAUGCACAUUUGGUUACGCCGCCGCCGCAGUUCUAGGCUACUUAAUGUUCGGACAAGAAGUCGAAUCACAAGUAACUCUAAACCUCCAAACAGGAAAGUUAAGUUCAAGAGUAGCAAUAUACACAACCUUAGUAAAUCCAAUAGCAAAAUAUGCAUUAAUGCUUACACCAGUAAUUAAUGCAAUAAAAAUGAAGGUUUCUUGCAACAAAAGGGUCACACAUAUGAUUAUUAGUACAUCUUUACUAGUAAGUUCUCUUAUUAUAGCAGUCACAAUUCCUUUAUUUGGAUACCUUAUGUCACUUGUUGGAGCAUUGUUAAGUGUUUCAGCUUCAAUUUUAGUGCCAUCUAUUUGUUACUUGAAGAUUUCUGGAGAUUACAAGAGAUUUGGAAGUGGAAUGGUUAUUAAUUAUUCUAUCAUUGUAAUGGGAGUUGCUAUUGCUGUUUUUGGUACUUAUAGAUCACUUAAAGAUAUAAUUCAAAACAUAUAA
Lathyrus sativus (Indian pea) is the source of this 1290-nucleotide messenger RNA. Lineage: Eukaryota; Viridiplantae; Streptophyta; Magnoliopsida; Fabales; Fabaceae. The record is from the annotation of a GenBank genome assembly.